UUGAAAUUAUAUACAAUAAUGUGUAAUACUCUGGAAUAAAGAUGGAAGAAUUAUCUGGCAAUGGUGUUUUCAGUGAGCAUGUUAACCAAAGAGAUCUACCAAAGCUUCAUCCACCAACACCAACGAAAUCUAAAUAUUUAACUGACACCAUCCAGGAGCUAGAAAAACUUUUAAAAGAAGAACAGCACCAACAAGUAAAAGAAAUAAUAAGAUUCUGCCACUGGCAGAUUAACCAUCCCAUCAGACAGAAUUUAUGGGUAACAAUAUGUAAUUAUCACAACAACAAAAAUGAACAUGGAGAAGGAUAUUAUUGCAGCAAAAUGAAUGAACUAUUAGGAGAUCUGAAGAUGCCACCAAGCCUGCCAUCAUUUGUUGAUCCAGCCUAUUGCAUGUACUACUUUCUGAACAAGUCUGGACAGCAGGCAGUAGAGCGAGUCUUGUACAUACUGGCUGAUCUUAGUCCAUUCAUAAUGUAUUGUCCGCUAGCUUAUCCUCUAGCAAGUAUCUUCAUGCACUACCUUUCUGAAGAGGAGGUCUUCUGGGCUUUAUACAAGUUGAUGACUUCAAAAACAGAGAAGUUUCUUAGUUGCACUCGAAUGGACCAUGAAGUUAAGUGUCAUGCUCUGGUCCAACUCACAAGAAAGUUUGCUAAAGAGGCUUACACACAUCUCAAGAAAGGCUUGAAAGAGAGGGAAAACUUGGCCUUGCUGUUUUUGGGUUGGCAAUGGUGGAUUUUUAAAGCCCUGCCUUUUCAUUAUCUUGUCCGAGUGAUAGACUGUUUUGUUUUUGAAGGAAGUAAGGUACUUUUUCGUGUUGCUCUGGCUAUUCUCGUUCUAUACGGCAAACAUUCAAGAAAUGAUUCUGAUGAAGAAGGAGGGGGUACCCUGCAAAAAAUUUUGCAGUUUUGUCAGGAUAUUCCUGUUGAAGUUGAAAAACUUUUAAAGGUUGCAUUUGGCAUUAGAGGUUUAAGCCGAAAAGAAAUAGCUAAACAGUUGUUGAAGGCAGAAAUGUUCCUGAAGAGUCAGCCUGUUCGAGGACGAUCUGCUUCUAUGGAUGGAUCAUCUCCUGAGUCAGUAUCACAUCUUGCUUUGAAUGAGCCUAACAAACUGAAGAGUGAUACCAGGGCUUUGUCUGUAGGAAUGGUACCUCUAGGAAGUUUCAAAUCAUCCAUCUUAUCUCCUGAACAUUUGACCCAGCUAUGGGGUUGGUUGCCUGCAAGGAUUACUAUGUCCCAACCAGUUGUCCUCUUUUCCACCAAUGAACAUGGUAGCAGCCUAAUAUCUUUCUUUAAGAAAGUAGAGGAGUGGGAACCAACCAUUUUGGCUAUCAAAGCUGAUAAUGAUGAGGUGUUUGGUGCGUACUGUUCUGUGAAUUGGGCUGAAAGAAACAGACAAGAUGAAAAUGGAAAAAAAUGUAUAUACUUUGGUACUGGGGAGACAUUUUUGUUUACUAUUAUACCUGAAUUUCACCAGUAUACAUGGGUUGGUCUAUCUUCAUCGACUGAAGUUUCAUACUCUGCCAACUUGUUCAUGGUAGCUGACAACACAAUGGUUGGUGUCGGAGGAGGAAAUGGCCAAGCUCUUUGGCUGGACCAGUCUCUCUAUCAAGGAAAAACAGAACAUUGUGAUACAUUUAACAAUCCACCGUUGUGCAGCAAGACUGAUUUCACUUGUAAGGUACUUGAGGUGAUUGGAUUUAAAUAGGAAAACCACCACUAAUAAUUUAUUAUAUGUGGUGUUUUGAUUAUACAGUUGUAAUGUUAUACAAAUGUAUGUAUACCUUUUACAGAAUUUAAAAAGAUUGUAACUAAUACAUUUGGUUUAAGAUCGUGGACAAUUUCAGUAAUGUAUUGAAUUUUAUCCAAAUGGUCAUCAAACUUCAGAAGUGAUUAUAUAUAUAUAUAUAAUUAAACUAAUUUUAAGGUUGAAAAUCAGCAGUCAAUGUGAUAACCAUGGUAAUCUAAGUUAAUAUUUGUAUAUUGCAUUAAUUCCAAUGUAGAUUGAAUUUUGAUGUUAUUUAUCAUUUGUGGGUUAUAUGAGACAAAGUUGUUUUUGUAAUGAUUAAUUCAUCAGUUGUAUGGAAAUCCUUUGUGUUAAAAACAAGUGAAUUGUUUAUUUGAUACUACAGAAUACAGGCACUUACUUAUGUUUGUUAGUUUGUAUACAGUCAUACUAGUCAUUCCAUGCGUGUCACAAUGUGUACCAUUCUUUGAUAUCUGAAUUUGUUAUUCAGUACUAAUGAACGUUGUAUUGGAAAUUUUAGUUUACACUACUAAGUUUUCUUAAAUCCACACUAUAAGUUACUUAAGAUUAUGCUGCUAAUUUAUAAAUAUCAAUGAUACCUCAAAUUAAUGAUCUUGAUACCAUUAACGUGUAGGAUUUUCAUAAUAGAAACCACAAUAAACUUGUGAGAUCUAUUCAAUGAAACAGUUCAUGGAAAGCUGUAUAUACCCUAGGUUUUAUAAAAAACAAUAACUUUCAAUCUUCUCUCAUUACAAAUACACAGAAUACAAGCAUGCUGACUGUUAACCAGACUAUCCAACAGUAUGUUACUGUAAACCAUGUUAUCAGAUGUCUGUACCCAUAACUCUAUAAACCACACUAUCCAGCAGUAUGUUACUUUACCUGUUACUGUAAACCAUGUUAUCAGAUAGCUGUACCCAUAACUCUAUAAACCAGACUAUCCAACAGUAUGUUACUGUAAACCAUGUUAUCAGAUAGCUGUACCCAUAACUCAAUAAACCAGACUAUCCAACAGUAUGUCACUGUAAACCAUGUUUUCAGAUAGCUGUACCCAUAACUCUAUAAACCAGACUAUCCAACAGUAUGUUACUUUAUCUGUCACUGUAAACCAUGUUAUCAGAUAGCUGUACCCAUAACUCUAUAAACCAGACUAUCCAGCAGUAUGUUACUUUACCUGUCACUGUAAACCAUGUUAUCAGAUAGCUGUACCCAUAACUCUAUAAACCAGACUAUCCAGCAGUAUGUUACUUUUCCUGUCACUGUAAACCAUGUUAUCAGAUAGCUGUACCCAUAACUCAAUAAACCAGACUAUCCAGCAGUAUGUUACUGUAAACCAUGUUAUCAGAUGUCUGUACCCAUAACUCAAUGAACCAGACUAU
Messenger RNA from Limulus polyphemus (Atlantic horseshoe crab), 3121 nucleotides. It is a transcript of the gene sky, whose product is annotated as TBC1 domain family member 24-like. Bases 42 to 1703 code for a protein of 553 amino acids. Lineage: Eukaryota; Metazoa; Arthropoda; Merostomata; Xiphosura; Limulidae. The record is from RefSeq and is a predicted model, not a curated record. The transcript is spliced from 12 exons.